This is a messenger RNA of Harpegnathos saltator (Jerdon's jumping ant), 1674 nucleotides long. It is a transcript of the gene mTerf5, whose product is annotated as mitochondrial transcription termination factor 5. Gene Ontology annotation, molecular function: double-stranded DNA binding. The record is from RefSeq and is a predicted model, not a curated record. Lineage: Eukaryota; Metazoa; Arthropoda; Insecta; Hymenoptera; Formicidae. Gene Ontology annotation, biological process: regulation of DNA-templated transcription. The coding region runs from base 60 to 1544 and encodes 494 amino acids. The transcript has 6 exons.
AUACAAACAAGUGUAUUGUAUUGCUAUAUAAUCGUAAUUUAGACUAAUCAUAUAAGGAAAUGAGAUACGUUAAAACAAGGUUAUAUGGAAUGAGAAUGCUAAAAAAGGAUGUAUUUCAGAAGAUUUUAACUUCAAAUUUAGGUUUAAAUUCCGAUGAAAUCAAACAAUUUGUCGAUAUGAAUAAUAAAACAAUAACUUAUAGUAGACACAGGUUAAUAAACAAUUGUCAGUUAUGUCGAAUACAUAAAGUUGAAGUAAAACCACUUGAACAUUUCGGAUAUUGCUUGAAGUUGCUUCCUCAUACGUUGGAGCAUAGAAUUAAUAUGCUAAAAGAUAUAGGAGUACAAAAACUGAAUGUAACUCUAAUAAGCAAAAUAAUAAGUCAAUUGAACAAACCUGUAUAUAAAUUUAAAGAACAGACUUAUAUCCCAUAUGAACAAGAUGUAAAGGAGAAUAUAUUCAACAGACUUUACGAAUCUCCGACUGAUAUGUCUCUAUUGAACUUGAAUAAUGAAAUAAAAAUUAAAGAAUAUUACAACAAGUGCUAUCUGUUUUGUAAAACUCAGAUAUUUAAUUUGCCCAACUUAGACAACGAAAUAUUAUUGAAAGGUGAAUUGAAAAAUAAAAGCAUAAGUAUGAUUGCAGAAAUGUUAAAAAUACUUCGGCUUGAUCUUGGUUUUAUUAAUAAGUAUAUAGAAAAAAAUCCCAAGAUCAUCACUGCAUCUCCUGAGAAUGUAAAGUCAUUACUGAACAACUUCAAAGAUACGGGUCUUGUUGGAUUACCAAUUGAAACAGUUUUGAAGAAGCACUCAUAUUUGUUAUUUGAAGAUGCAAACAACAUAAAGCAUUUACUACAAUUAUUUGAACACUAUGAAAUACCAGAAGAUUAUGUGCAUAAGUUCAUGAAAAUCUUCACUUUGGGCAGUGAUGUCUUUCUCGAACGAAUGACAAUGAUAAUGAAACACCCGGACUUACAAUUAUGGCAUAAAUAUCCGCGAAUCUUGCAACUGAUUCUUUACAAAAAUAUGGCCAUGGAUCGUGUGGAGUAUCUUCGUUACAUAAAUCGCAUCAAGUGGGCCCGUGCUCACACGGUCUUGUCACAAACAAAGACAAUGGACCGAUUUCUCCAAUAUGGUUCUAGUACACUUAUGUCGCAAAAGCCUCUACGUUAUCUGCUCAACACUAAACUGAAAAUUCCAUUGACAAAUGUUGAAGUAGUCAAAAAAUUGAUGAAACAUCCGCAUUGGAAGACAGCCGGUUUCCAUGACAUUGGAAAGAUGUUGGAUUAUCUGAUGGAGAAUUUCACAGUUGAUGAAAUAUGCGCCAAUAUACACAUCGUGCUUUAUUCACGAUCCGUAAUUGAGGAAUUAUUAGCUGAUCUACGAAAAAAAUAUUCUCAGAGUACGGAAUAUUCCUUCACCAAUAGGCAAUAUCUAGCGCUCUGUCUAUACAUGAUAGAGAAGGACACUCACUUCACAGGCGACGGGAUCUGGAAUAAAGGGCACAAUACACAGAAACAAUCUUCGUGUUUAUCAAAGAAUUAACAUAUUAUGGAUAGUGAUGCAAAUGUUGAUGAUUCCAGUGUUAAGAUUACUAACAAAGUUGACGCUAAUGUAACAAGAACGAGGUACCUGUAACGACGAUAUAAUGAAAUAUAUAAUGUACAUAAACAUC